This is a messenger RNA of Yamadazyma jaroonii, 1761 nucleotides long. Lineage: Eukaryota; Fungi; Ascomycota; Pichiomycetes; Serinales; Debaryomycetaceae. The record is from the annotation of a GenBank genome assembly.
AUGAACAACGAAGAUAAUCUAAGGAAUCAGUUCAUGUCCAACACAAAUGCAUCCCGAGAUACCAUAAAGUAUGAUAGGAUCCCAUACCCUACAAAUGAGUUGGAUGAUUUUGAAUUCAAUGAUCAUAGAGAUCAGCCACGCCAAAAAGAAACCUAUGAAAUGAAUAGUUUGAAUUAUACUCAAGAAUUCCCAGGAAAUCAACAUGAUAGCCCCGUACUUAACCAACCACCGCAAAUACCUCCUAAGAACAACGCCCACGACAAAGAAAAUCUUCCCUUACCACCAAAUCCUUUUGAUACUCCAUUUGACGAAACUUAUAGAGGUAAUGACUUUUAUCCUACAAAACCUCAACCUCCAAUUCCUGAAUUUGAUGAAGAAGCACUCAUGAAACGAAAUGAAAAACACCGUAUCCGUCAAUUAAAGUCAAAACCUCGAUUUCAUUACACAAGAUUACCGUACUUCGGAAUACUAGUAACGGCCAUUCAAGUAAUUGUAUUUAUUGUGGAACUUAUCAAGAUGUCAACUUUAACAGGUUCAGCUUUUCAAACCCAACCUUAUUUCAAUCCGAUGUUGGGUCCUUCCACCUACCUUUUGGUUAAUAUGGGAGCUCGUUAUACUCCGUGUAUGAAUCAAAUUGAAGGUAUAACUAAUGAUACUUCCAUUCAAUACCCAUGUGCUAACUCUACUAAAUUGGAUACCAAUGUUUGUUCAUUGAAUGAGUUGUGUGGUCUUAGUGGCAUUCCUACUCAUGGGGAUUCCUGGGACCCAAAUCAAUGGUAUAGAAUUAUAACUCCAAUUUUCCUUCAUGCUGGAUUUUUACAUAUUUUAUUCAAUUUGCUUUUACAAGUUACCAUGGGUUUCAGUAUCGAAAGAUAUAUAGGUACAUUGAAAUACGCCAUUAUUUACAUGUUAUCAGGAGUCAGUGGAUUCUUAUUAGGUGCAAAUUUCACUCCUAAUGGAAUAGCCUCCACUGGUUGUUCAGGAUCCUUAUUCGGUAUUGUUGCUACUAACCUUUUGCUAUUCGUUUAUAGUGGCCGCAAGAAUACCAAUAUGUAUGGAACCAAGAAGUUCGGAUUAUUUUUAGCGGUUUUAAUAGGUGAAGUCAUAGUGAGUUUUGUGCUAGGGCUCUUACCAGGAUUAGACAAUUUCAGUCAUUUGGGAGGAUUCGCUAUGGGAUUCUUAGCAUCAUUUGUAUUAUUAAAAGAUCCUUAUUGGAUCUAUGAGAGUGGUAUUAUCACAUAUCAAUCGAAAUUAUCUACUUUUGAAGUAUUUAAGAACAAUUGGAAUCCCUUAUAUAACAUCGAUGAUAAAAUCAGAUCAAGAUUUUAUAUGUGGCUAGGAGUAAGAGGAUUAUGUUUCAUCAUCAUUGUGUUAUAUUUUGCAUUGUUAAUUAACAAUUUCUUUGGUAAAGGUGAAAUCACUACAGAUAACGGAUGUAGUUGGUGUAAGUAUAUUAGUUGUUUACCAGUAAAUGGGUGGUGCGAUAAUGGAUAUGUGCUGGUAACAACGCAGAAAAAUGAUUCACCAACAAAAUCAUCACCUUCCAGUUCAAGUUUAAUCACCACCACCGAAGUAUUUACCAGUACUAUUCCUUCUAGUAUAGAAAAUACCGAUUUUAAAAGAGAUUUUCAAUUGGAGGAAAGUGUUUGGGAUCCUCUUGAUGAUGCCACCAUUGGUCGUAACGACGCAACUUUCGGUAAUAUUGGUGUAAGCUUGAUCAUGGGCCUUAUACUCUAUAGAUACUUCAAGUUUAGAAGGUAA